This is a messenger RNA of Dichomitus squalens LYAD-421 SS1, 736 nucleotides long. RefSeq lists its product as uncharacterized. NCBI's taxonomy places the organism in Eukaryota, Fungi, Basidiomycota, Agaricomycetes, Polyporales, Polyporaceae. The record is from RefSeq and is a predicted model, not a curated record. The coding region runs from base 101 to 640 and encodes 179 amino acids. The transcript has 2 exons.
ACCGCCACCACGGUCCAGGCUGUACACCUCGCAGCGAGCCCCCAUUCCUCGCGCACCUGUAAAUACAGGUUGGCGUGCAUCGUUGGCUUCUCUCAUAUCGAUGUCCACCACGGGGCUUGACUCGUCCACCGCUGCGACAGAGAAGCCAGUUAGGGUGUACCAAGCUCCAGAGCCUUUGCCUUCGACCCUGGCUAGUCCCUCCGUCUUCCUCGCUGGCACGAUAACAGGGACAGACUGGCGUGCGGAUGUCAUCCGGCGGCUAGAGCACCUCCUAAACACCAAUCGAAAUCCAAUCACCCUUCUCAACCCGUUGCGGGAGGACUGGGACAGUAGCUGGGUGGAGCGCAAGACCGACAAGCGGUUCUGUGAGCAGGUCGCAUGGGAGUUGGAUGCUCAAAAGCUGGCGGACAUGAUCGCGAUCUACUUGCAUCCCGGCACUCCCUCCCCCAUCUCCCUACUCGAGCUCGGCUUAUCUGCCCGCGACAAAGGGAAGGUGGUGGUGUGUUGUCCAGAUGGAUUCCCCAGGAAGGGCAAUGUGGAGAUCGUUUGCGAGCGGUAUAAGAUCGACCUGGUCGAGACGCUUGAGGAGCUUAUCGAAAAUAUAGCCAAGAAAAUAGGCGCUUGUCGUCCGCAUACGUAGUGCUCUAGAUAGUGCUCCAUCUCCGUUCGAGUUAACGCCUCUCCAUUGUAUUGCAUCUCACUUUGAGCCCGCACCGGAAUAGCCUUCAGGUGCCCC